Molecule: messenger RNA, 1122 nt
Organism: Eimeria acervulina
Lineage: Eukaryota; Apicomplexa; Conoidasida; Eucoccidiorida; Eimeriidae
Exons: 1
Coding region: 1-1122 (373 amino acids)
Biological process (GO): protein depalmitoylation
Cellular component (GO): cytoplasm
Molecular function (GO): palmitoyl-(protein) hydrolase activity; carboxylic ester hydrolase activity
Source: RefSeq, a predicted model, not a curated record
AUGACGAGCAGGGCCGUAGCGCGGUUUGCUCGCUUUGCGAACUUGCAUUUUUUUGGAAUUCUGGGGCUGUUCGUUGUGGAAAGCAUCUGUUUUUCCUCAGCAUUUCUUGUUUCCAACUCUUUGCCGAGUCCAGACAGGGCGUUGCGACAGAAUUUGGCCGCUUUGAGCGCAGCUCGCUUUUCCACCAGGGUCGCGGCACCUCACGCUAGAGCAGCUUCUUCUGUGGCUUCUUCGGCGCGCAAGUCGCUGCUUGUGUGUCUCCUGGCCUCUACAUUUCAGAAACGAGAUACAACAGGAGUCCUCCAAGUCGCUGGAAGCAGCGAGGUAGCUGUAGGACGUUACGUUGCGACGUGUGCGGGAGCAGCGGCUUCCCCGUCUUGCGAGAAGAUGCCAGUAGUGCUUUCACCCGGUGAUGGAAAUGGGGGAGAGGGCCUCCACUGGAAGCCCAGCAAUGCAAACGGCACUCUGAUCUUCAUGCAUGGCUUGGGGGACACUGCAGGCGGCUGGACGGAGUUGCUUCAGCUGUUUGAAGCUGCACAAAUACACGAGAACACGCGGCUCAUCCUGCCCACAGCGACGACGCGACCAGUGACGCUCAAUAUGGGGGUCCGUAUGACGGCAUGGAGCGACAUACGGGGUCUCUCUGCAGACGCCAAAGAAGACAAAGAGGGCCUGAUGGCCAGCAAGGCGCGAAUCGACAAAAUAAUUGAGGCGGAGAUCAAAGCAGGCAUUGAUCCUUCGCGUAUUCUCGUUGGGGGGUUCAGUCAGGGCGGAGCUUUGGCCUACUUAGUAGGCCUAACGUCUCCGCACAAGUUAGGGGGCAUAGUAGCGCUUUCUUCCUGGUGUCCUCUGGGAAAAGAGAUUGAAGUAUCCCCCCAUUACGUGCAGGCCGUGCCGCGUAUUCUGCACUGUCACGGAGCGUUGGACGAAAUGGUGCGUCCGGUGUACGGACAGACCAGUGUGGAAAGCGUGCGAAACAGACUUAUUGAUUUGGGAGCUCGGCCGGAGAAGUGCCAAGAGGACAUCACUUUUAAAAUGUACCAAGGCCUGGGCCACUCCGCCAACCAGCAAGAACUCAACGAUCUAAAGGCCUUCCUUUCGCGUGUCUUCGGCUCACAGUAA